AUGCGUCUAGUACGGCAUGGAUCGAACGUCUCUAGAACUUUGUUGUCGCUGGCUAACCUACUUGUAGGUGAAAGGGAGAGUCGAGUGCGUAAAUCAAUGCCUCCUAGUGGAAAUGCACGUUGUUUGAAAGAGUCGAUUGUUGUUGUUGUUUUAAACUCCCUAAAACACCCCGAUAAUUGGAAAAGUGCCAUUCAACGUUGCAGUAGUAUUGGUCCUAGUAUUGCUAGCAGCAGAAGCAGCAGCAUCAGCAGCAGCAGCAGUAGUAGUAGUAGGAGCAGCAGUAGUAAAAGUAGUAUAAGUAGCAGCAGUAGUAGUAGUAAUUGCCUAAGAAGUAGAAGCAGUAUAAGUAGCAGUAGCAGCAGUAGUAGUAGUAGCUGA
Molecule: messenger RNA, 378 nt
Organism: Ruditapes philippinarum (Manila clam)
Lineage: Eukaryota; Metazoa; Mollusca; Bivalvia; Venerida; Veneridae
Exons: 2
Coding region: 1-378 (125 amino acids)
Source: RefSeq, a predicted model, not a curated record